This is a messenger RNA of Moneuplotes crassus, 4350 nucleotides long. The record is from the annotation of a GenBank genome assembly. Lineage: Eukaryota; Ciliophora; Spirotrichea; Euplotida; Euplotidae.
AUGGAAACACUCUGAUUGUGGAUCCUGUGCCUGUACUGCCUUGUGGCGGCCGUGCAAGCGACACAGAACGGAUUUGGGCUGGAAGCCUACGGGAGGGACGCAGGGGAGGAGCACUACUCGUUCCAUAAGCAAGACUUGUACUUGGAGGCUGAGGACUUGGCUACAGCAGCUGGAUACGAGGUCGAUGGGGUCAGGCAAGCAUUCGUGCAGACGAGUGACAGUGAGGCAGUGUAUUUGGUCAGAAGGAGCAAAGUGUCUCGGAGUGAGUUCAAGCUGGUGAGGAUCAGACAUGAUGAAGAUGAAUUCGCAUACGAAACAUAUCCAUCAGAGCAGGAAGAGUUUUUGGAGUUCAGUGGAACUGAGGUGAUUGGGUUUGUGAUGGACAAAUAUCCGAUCAUUGAUGGAAUCAUUGUAGAUCAUUUGGAUAAGUCUGAAAGAGUUAUCGAAUAUCAUACAAUUGAUCCAAAGACAAAUCAACCUAUUAGAAGUUAUUUAGUUGAUAAGAUAUCAAAUCAUCAAUUUAAGGAUUAUAAAUCAGCAAUAGAGCACAACCCCACAACAAUUCAACUCGAAGUUCAAAAAGAUUCCACUGGAUUGGGGCAUAGUUUGUUCAUCCAAACCCUCUCCAAGAUAGAUAGCUAUAUGACUUGUGUAAAUCUGCUCAAAUACAAUACAAAAUCUAAAUCUCUAUUAUUAAAAUAUAGAGCGAAUGAGAGUGUUGUCGACUUAAAUGGGAUCAUUAGAGUUACUCCCCAGUUAGUCAUUCAGAUUUUGCAGUUCAGUCCUUCCAAACAGUUAAAAUCUAGCAAUUCAGAAUUUUUGUCAAGAUAUUUCUGAGUGACAACCAGAGACACUGAACAGUUCAUUCUCCAGUGGAUCAUAUGUUCUGAAACUAAUGGCAAAACUUUGGUACAGGUUACAGUGGCUGCAAACAGCAUCUACAUACUGUUAAGGGAUCAGUUGCAGUCUGAAGUAGUAGUCUUGGAGCUGAAAACAGGCAUUAGAAAGCACACAAAAACGUUUGAACACCAAAAAUUCAGAGAUCUUAAAGUGGGAAGUCACAUGGACCUCAUUGUAAUUUCUGAAACCCUCAGAGAUUCUUCAGAGCAGCAUCUAUCCACAUUUUCAGUUUCAAGAAUGGAUUUCCAACUCAACAAACUUGACGAAGUUACAUCACCAAUCCAAGAAGUAGAGCAGCACCUGGAUGGACCUUCUCCGCAAAGAGUGAUCAGCCUAGCAGGAAAUCUUGUGUUCUUAAGUGAAAGAGCCAACACCCAUCACCAAGGCGGAGGUGUCUAUGCAACCUGGACUCGGUCUUCAUUGUUCGUGGUUGGCAACUCAACUGAGCAAUGACAAAGUAUCAGAGAUCACUGUGAAGUUUGAUACUCCAACAGCUGUAGCAUAUGCCAACAAGGAUACAGCAAUAUCAAUGGAGAAUGCCACAAACAAUGUGGAGACCAUUACUUACAACACAAAGUCCCAAGUGAUAACAAAAGUAAAUACUCUGUGUGUUUGCCUUGCCAUGCUUCAUGCAAGACCUGAUCUGACCAAACAGAGUUCGGAUGUUUGAGCUGUGAUUCUGACAAAGUAUUCGAUGCUGUCAAACACACUUGAAAGUGAUAUCUACCUGACAAACAGUUCAUGCAGCCAAAUGGAACUUGCACCCAGAAUUGUGGAGACAUCUUACCAGCAAGAUACAAUGGAGUGUGUGUUGCUUCGUGUCCUGCAAACUCAGAUGACUAUUUACAAAGAAUUUCCAAUAAAAGAAUGCCAAAGUCUCAACAGAAGAACUGAGGCUUGUAUCAAGAACACUACAAAGUGGAAGCAAACAGAACCAGAAACAUCGUCAUCCCAUUCAGCUUCUACUACGAGAACGAGUUCAGUUUGUCGUUGUGGGCGAGGGUGGCCCUCCCCUCUUCAGACUCGUUUGCAUUCGCAACCUAUGGAAACCUCCAACUGACUGGAGUGUUGGAUAAGCCAAGUGGCCAAAUCAGUUUGCUCCUUCAAGUUCUCAAUAUCGAAACACUCUCUGUGAUCAGAAACUACACAAUUGAGAAUGCAUUUGCACUGGACGAAUGGGCUUAUAUUGGGGUUUCAGUUUAUAGGACUCACAGAAUUGGAAACACUUUUGAAGUGAACCUUGUGACUGUUAAGAAGAAUGAAGAUUCAAGAAGUAUCAACUUCCCAUCACAAGAGUUUGAACUAAGAAGUUCAAAAAUGCCUUCGCUGCCUUACUUUCUUGGAGGAGGAAACCAUCUCCAAACUUUCAAGUUCACAGGACUUCUCAACAAAGUUAUGGUCAUGAAAGGCCCAACAUCCUCCAGCGAACUCAUCGACAAUGCAUUCAGGUUUCCAGUUAAACGCCCGAAGUUCUAUGACCCUCACUUGUCCCUUCUGAUUGUGAUCCACUCCCGAAUGAGUCCCCAAGAACUCAGGGAGAUCAGAGACAUUGUGUUUCCGGAGACUGGGCUCCAGAACAAACAUCUGGAGAUUCAGACUGAAGAGCUUACUGGCGAACCUCUGCAUUUCUGUGAGUUCUAUACAGUCGAGAGAGAAUGCAGACACAUGGACUCAAGCGCUUCUCCCAAAGUGUUCCCCACCUUUCACUCUCUGACUGAGAAUUUAAAUUUGAAGUACCAAGGAACAGAAGACAUGGAAAAGGGAGAUAUACUGAUAACAGAUUAUAGGCUGUUUCAGGGCUUCAUACGGAAUAUGGAUGCGAAAUCGAAAACAGCAAGCAAUUUUUUAACUUUAGGGAUCAAUAAUAAAUCUUGACUUAGAUUGGCUCCCUUGCCUUGUUUGAAUUACGCAAAGAUUGUCAAAGUCUUUUUAUUUGAAGACAAGAGUUCCAAACAUUAUUUAAAUAAAAGACAAGAAAUUUCGAUAAAAUUUAGAGGGGUUUCACAAGAAAGUAACAUGAAGGGUCCAUUCUCUGUCAGAUACUUCAAAAAUUCCACAAAGGAAAUAUUUGAUCUUGGGAUUUUCUCUGUUUUAAUGGGAAAUAGUCAGUCUAAAUCCAGUGAUGGCCCAUAUUCUGAAUAUUUUCUCUCUGCAUCAAUCUACCCAGACAGAGGACAAAAUAUAUUAGGAGAGUCAAGGAAUGUUUCAUUUGUAGUCACUAUGCCCAAGUAUGACGACCAAACAACGCUUUUGAGCAUUUUCUCUCAUGACCAUGAUCAGGACAAAUUCCCAUACAAAGAAUUGAUCUCAUUCUCACUUGACUGAGAGAACGUUCUCCCUGACGAUAUCAAGAUUGAGAAGCAGACUAGUGGAAGCUUUAGUGAUUUAGAUACUGGCUUGUUCACUGAAGCAGGGCAAUACAUGAUUUGAUGGAAAAGUCCACAACUCGAGUCAGAGUUAUACAUCCCAAUUAGUGAUGCAAACUGGAUUGUCAGAGAGGAACCAAUAAUAUAUUAUUCGAACAAAGAUUACAGGUUCAAUUAUGGGUUCUUUUAUUAUAUCUUAACUAGGCUUCCCUUACAUGGAGAUCAGUUCCGUUUAUUUAAGGGUUCGGAAAAUUGUAAGAAUUCCCCUGUGCAAAGCGAAAACAAUAAUUGGGGAAGUCGUAUUUAUUUUUGGCUUCCUGAUACAAAUCAACCACUUCACAUUUGAUGGAGAGAGAAGAUUGACCAAAAAUAUCAAAACUGGAAAAGGAUCAAAGAUAAGAACGGAAACCUAUUAGAGAUAAGAGUGCAGGAAAGAACAGACAAAAGAAGACUCUUACCCAUGAUACAGGACAUGAGUCAUAGUAUUGGAUCUAUCUUCCACGAAGAUGAAGAAAUAUGGAUCCAAAUCGGUCUUUCCUCAACUGUUAUCGAUAGAGAAUCAAAGUUAAAGUCUUUGAAAGUUCACAAAAAUGUAAAGAGUUUUUCAAAUGAAGACAAGAGCAUCUACUCUUUGGAAUGCAACAGACCCAGAGAGGUAAUCGGCAGAUGCUUCCUGAAAGGCUAUGAACAAGAUAUUUUAAAUACUUACAUGCAGAAGAUUGAAUUUACAUUAGACAGUUCAACAAUCUCAUAUACAGAUGGAGACAAGGAGUAUUUCUUAUUCGGAGAUGAAGGUUCAUAUCAUGCUGAAUUUUUUCAAUAUCAUUACUCCGUGAGAAAGUUCAAUACAACUGCUAAUGAGUAUAUCCCUGAACACGGUCUUUAUAUGAAAAUGUUGCAUGGAUGUAAACCUCACUGUAAUGUGGUCCUUAGAUUUCAUUCUCCAUCCUCUGGGUGUAACCCAAUCGGUUCAACAAGAAAUAUUAAUUGGAGAGAUAACACUAUUUUCAUACCAAAUUUUGAUAAAACAGGAUGUAAGGCUGGCGAUAAGAUCUAUGCAAAUGCAAGUGUUGAACAUAUGUAA